CUGCAUUCCACUUCUCCAAGACCUAAGCCUACAGGAUGGGUCGCUUCCCAGCCCGUCUGCUAUUGCUGGCACUAGCAGGGCCCUGCAUUGCAGGAAAGGACCUGGAAAUGGUGAGAAGAGUGCGGGGAGGCGCGCUCACUACAGUGUGUCACUACAACGAACACAAGUAUUUACAAAGUGAGAAAUUUUGGUGCAAGGAGCUGUCAGACUUGGAAUGCCGCACCAUAGUCCAGAGCUCCCCCACAGCAGGAAGGAAUUCUCUAAAUUCUCCAGAUGCAAGGGUCAGCCUAAAAGACUUGGGAAUUGGCUGGAUUUCUGUGUCCAUGACGGAGCUCCGGGUAGAGGAUUCGGGAAUAUACUGGUGUGGCGUUUCCGAUCAUAUGAAGAUUAUCCCAUUGAAAAAGAUAAAAGUGGCAGUAUCUUAUGAAGCUCCCAUGAGGCUAUCUGCCAAAAAAGGAGACUCCAUCUCCCUAAAUUGUUCCUAUUUUAUGAUGGACGACAGCAGAAGACCUAAUAAUUUUACCUGGUGCAAAAUGAUAACCGCAACCAGAUGUCAACCUGUCGUCAGCGUUGAGAUUGAUCAGAUUGUUAAUAUGCGAGAAAGGACCAGGAUAAAGCUUGACCGGUGGAACAGAGUGAUUAUAGUGACGCUGGUGGCGCUCCAGCUACGUGACUCGGGGGAGUAUCAUUGUGAGACCCAUCUCCAGGGAAGUACCAUGCUACUGAAGAUGAUCACACUGAAUGUUUUGGAAUCUUAUGAUAGGACAGCUUUUGUGACUACAUCCCGUCCCAUUGACGACAUAGGAGCCGUCCUCCCAACUGCAGCCAGGAAUGAUCAGCAGAGCUGGUACUCGGAGGUCAAUCUCAAUGUCCUCUGUAUCAUGGUUGGAUUGCUGGGCACUAAAUUCCUGACAGCACUCCUGAUCUUUAUCGUCGCCAGCCAAAGGAGAAGCAGAGCCACAGAGCAGGAGACCCACGGCCCGGAACAAACACCAGCUCCUCCCACUCGCAGGAUUAAAGAGAGGAAAGGAAAACACUAGUAAGACAAGGAUGUGAUGGAAGGAGAAGUAGGCAAAGAAAAAGAAUUCCAAGAGUCUUUCCAGCCAAGCUCCCAACUCCUCCAACACUUAUACAUAUACACGCAGAGAUGCUCACACAGAUAUUGACACCUGCAGAGAGAGACAUGCUUCGGAUGAGAAAGUUCUGCUCAGUUUUCCCAGUGCCUCCAGCCAUGACAGAUAAACCUUUGCUUGCUAACCCCUGUUUUACCUGCAAAGCUAAUAGACAAUGCCUAGGUGCAAAAGGAACUGAAGACACAGCAUUUGGCAAUGUGCACACCUAAUUCCGGAGAGAGACUUGGAGUGUUGCACCUGAGCCAUCUAGCCAUCAGGACCAAUCUCCAGGGGCCGCAGUGGGGUAUAUGCAUUACUCACACAUAGGAUGCUAAAAUAAAAGGCAUUGUUGGGUGUCAGAUUGACAAGAUGUGACGUUAUUAAUAUAAUCUGGGACCAUAUAGAUCAUUGUUGCAACCAAGGUCCUGUAGUGGCACGCAAAUCUUGUAUAAAGGGGGUCAAAUGGGGUGUCUAAGACAAGGUUAUGGUUUACUGGUUAUGAUUAGGCUGUCUAUAUGUGUAUCAAUUUUGUAGUUAAAGUUAUAAAUAUUGGCUCUAUACUGUCUGUAUUUCAAACUUAUGCUAUGCUGCUGGGUGACAUCCCAGACAAACUGGUGUUAGCUCUGCCUAGCCUGCUUGAUGGCCCAUUAAGGACCAUCAGCUAUACAAUGGACCCAUUGAGAGAAGGCAAAUAUGCCUUGAGACUCAGCAAAGUAUGCAGGAACUUGCCCAUGUGACUCCAGACUCCAUUUUGCUGUAAUUUUCCACAGUAAGAACAAAGAGGUGUUCUUACACCUGGAAAAGACUAUAUAAGGCUGAUGCCUCAUCUCCAUCUUGUCUUCAAUCCUGCUUCAUACCUCUGGAGGAACUUUGCUACAAGCUGAAGCUUUGAACAAAGGACUGAGGACCCAUCCCAGCGGGGGAUGUAUUCCAGAGACUUGAUUUGAACCUGCAGUUUAUUCCAUUGCUGCUGCAAGCCUGAACCAAGAACUUUGCCAUUACUGUAUGUAAUUGAUUCCAUUUAACCAAU
Malaclemys terrapin pileata is the source of this 2142-nucleotide messenger RNA. RefSeq lists its product as uncharacterized. Lineage: Eukaryota; Metazoa; Chordata; Testudines; Emydidae. Gene Ontology annotation, cellular component: cell surface. Gene Ontology annotation, molecular function: signaling receptor activity. Bases 36 to 1040 code for a protein of 334 amino acids. The transcript is spliced from 6 exons. The record is from RefSeq and is a predicted model, not a curated record.